GAUAGAUCAGCUCUGCCCUCUGUUGGUGGUGCCGCUGCACUGCACUCAGGUCAGUUUUCAGCUGACUGUGUAACACUCAGUCAGGCUGCAGCUUCAGACAGGAUGAAGGAGCAGCUCGUCAUCCUCGCCGUGGCUCCGCUGUAGUGUUAGUAAGGGCCGUCCCUCAGCUGUAGUCAGUGAUGUCAGACCGCAGGCUGGACUACAUCGAGCUGCUCUGGCAGGAAGUGAGCAGGAAUCCUCACAGGCUGCUGGAUGUGGAGAAAGAGGAGGAGCAGGAGGAAGCCCCUCCACCCCGGAGGACCCUUCAAGCCCUCUGCUCUAUCCCCCGGAGGCUGGCCAUCUCUGCGGGGCUCGGGGGAACGCCGGUCACCCCCCAACUGAUUGAGAGCCUGAGGAGGAUUCUUCUGGGUGGAAACUUUCGUGUCUUCGACUACGAGUGGAGGAAAGCAGUCUUCCACUUCAGGGAACCAAACUCCGAGUUCGCAUACGCUCUGAAGGCUGAUGGGGGUGGGGCUCGGGCCAUUCAGAUGGUCGUCCAGGCUCGCAUCAUUAAGCACCUGCUGUUCACCCAACAGAGCACCUCAGACGGACAGACGCUGCACAGUCUGACAGAGGUAGGACGGCGGGAGCAGGACAGAGCAUUGGCGGCUGCCCUGAGCGACAGCCUCUGGUUGGCCGGCCAGGAGGCGAGCGCGACUGUCACCUUGGUAACCGAAGACUAUUGCAUCACAUCUCACCUGGACAACAAACUGGACACCUUCACAGAGAGGCUGCAGCUCUUCACGUUCAGCGAGAAGGACGCCAUCACCAACUUCAUCCUCGACCACAUCCAGUGCUUUCAGGAGGAGGGCAGUCAUGGCGUCAUCCUUUUCCUCUACAGCCUCAUCUGCUCCCGUACCAUCGAGAGGCUGAGGCAGGACCUAGACUCUCCUACGUCAUACCUGCUGCACCUCAGCCCGGGCAGCUCUGCCUGUCGGCAGGCUCUGCUGAACCUGCUACUGACCGGCAGAGCCAGCCCGCACCUCUUCAACGGGAUGCGGCACUUCGGGCAGGACGGCCUGCCUCUGCAGCGCCCCCUGCAGGGCGUCCUGUCCCGCAGCGAUGUAGGAUAUCUGCGCUGGAGUCGAGAGGAGAUGGAGCGCGGUGCGCUGCCGCAGGUGGGCAGCAUGCUGAAGACUCCCAGGUUCCCGGUGUGGGUUUGCAGCAUCAACAGCAGCUGCUCGGUCCUGUUCAGCGCCACACGCUCGCUGCUGUCAGACUGGAGGGCGGAGCAUCUGUUCCAGCUGUACUACUACUGUGGGCAGAGCUCGCAGACAGCGACGGCCAGGCUGACAGUCGAUACUCACUCCCACCACUGGGAGGCGUCGUCCAGAGAUGGAGGAGAUCCAGAGAAACGGUUUCCCUCACUGGAGAUGACCAUCAGGACCAAGUGGGACGGAGCUGUGAUCGCCUGGAACGGCACCUCCCCCUUCUACUGAACAUCACCACAAACACUGGUCUGCGGUCGUCACAGCACUCCCGACUGUUUUUACCAUUAUAGGAAACCAGAUGUUAAAAGUCCCGUUACGAACCUCACGUCUUCAGUAACCACUGAUGAUUCGGACCAGAGGUGUUGGCGAGGUCACCGUGGUCACUGACGAAUCAGCGAACACAGCCGAGCACAAACAGAGCGUCUGGAGGUAAAAUGAAUCCAGACUCCAGCCUGUUUGCAUCCCACGUUAUUCCCUGCUGUCCUCUGGACUCGUCUCUGUCAUCAGACCCUGACGACUUCCUGUUCUUGUCUCCGUGUUUCUGGGUGAAGCUGAAGGCGGCUCUGUAGUAGCGUCACGUCUGCCCAACGUUUAACCUUUGAACCAAACUGGUGUUUGUCUUUGAUGAUGUUUCAGUCUCGUGUCCUCAUCUUAAAUUGUUUGAUCUUCGUUUAGCUGAAAGUCUUCUGUUCCUUUGAAAUGUAACAGAAAUAAAUCUGACUCAUGUUUAAACAUCCA
This is a messenger RNA of Maylandia zebra (zebra mbuna), 1988 nucleotides long. RefSeq names its product MINDY family member 4B (gene mindy4b). Lineage: Eukaryota; Metazoa; Chordata; Actinopteri; Cichliformes; Cichlidae. Gene Ontology annotation, molecular function: K48-linked deubiquitinase activity; cysteine-type deubiquitinase activity. Gene Ontology annotation, biological process: protein K48-linked deubiquitination. The record is from RefSeq and is a predicted model, not a curated record.